UUGUUUUAAAAAUUUAUUAUUUUAGGUUUUUUGUAAAAACAGUUUAAUAUGGGUGUUCCAGAUAUACAAAUUUUUUACAAACAGCUUUUCAUUAACAAUCAAUGGGUUGACUCAAUGAGUGGGAAAACAUUUCCAACUAUUAAUCCAGCAACAGAAGAAAAAAUUUGUGAUGUUUCAGAAGGUGACAAGGAAGAUGUUGAUUUAGCUGUUAAAGCUGCUCGUGAAGCAUUUAAAAGAAAUAGUAUCUGGAGAUCAAUGGAUUCAUCUGUGCGUGGAGAACUUCUUAAUAAACUAGCUGAUUUGGUUGAAAGAGACAGAAAAUAUCUUGCUGAACUAGAGACACUUGACAAUGGAAAACCGUUUGAAAUUGCAUAUAAUGUUGAUCUUCAUUUGACUAUUAAAUGUUAUCGUUACUAUGCUGGAUGGGCUGAUAAAAUUCAGGGGAAGACAAUCCCUAUUGACGGAGAUUUCUUCUGUUACACUCGACAUGAACCUAUUGGUGUUUGUGGUCAAAUCAUUCCUUGGAAUUUUCCACUCUUGAUGCAGGCUUGGAAGCUUGCACCAUGUCUUGCUGCAGGCAACACUGUUGUUAUGAAACCUGCUGAGCAAACUCCUUUAACUGCUUUAUAUGUGGCACAGCUUAUUAAAGAAGCAGGUUUUCCAGCAGGAGUAGUUAAUAUCAUACCAGGUUAUGGUCCAACAGCUGGAGCAGCUAUCUCAGAACAUAUGGAUAUUGAUAAAGUUGCAUUUACAGGUUCAACUGAGGUAGGAAAAAUUAUUCAAGCAGCUGCUGGUCGCACUAAUUUGAAAAAUGUUACACUUGAACUGGGUGGUAAAAGUCCUCAUGUUGUUUUUGAUGAUUGCAAUUUAAAUGAAGCUGUUGAACUUUGUCAUCAUGGUUUGUUUUUUAAUAUGGGCCAAUGCUGCAUUGCUGGAAGUCGAGUGUUUGUGCAAGAUACAAUUUAUGAUGAAUUUGUCAAACUAUCUACUGAAAGAGCUGUUAAAAAAACUGUUGGAUGUCCAUGGGAUAAAAGUAAUGAACAGGGACCACAGAUUGAUAAAGCUCAAUUUGACAAAAUAUUAAGUUUAAUUGAAAGUGGGAAAAGUGAAGGUGCACAGUUAAAAUGUGGGGGCAAUCGACAUGGAGAAAAAGGCUUUUACGUACAACCAACAGUAUUUGCCGAUGUUACUGAUGACAUGACUAUAGCUAAAGAAGAGAUCUUUGGUCCAGUCAUGCAAAUUAUGAAGUUUAGUACUAUGGAAGAGGUUAUUGAACGAGCCAAUUUAACAUGUUAUGGACUAGGUGCUGCUGUUAAUACAACUAAUAUAAAUCGUGCACUAGAAUUUGCUCAUGGUGUGCGUGCUGGUACAGUCUGGGUGAACUCAUAUGACAACUUUUCAUGUGCAGCACCUUUUGGUGGCUACAAAAUGUCUGGCAGUGGAAGAGAAUUGGGAGAAUAUGGUUUGCAGCAAUAUUCUGAAGUUAAAACUGUUAUGGUCAAAAUUGGCAAGAAGAAUUCGUAAUUAAAUUUAACUUAGCAUCAAAAACAUAAAGCAAGAAACCCGUUUCUAAGUGUCAAUUUGAUUCUUAAGAAAUCGAUUCUUUAUUUAAGCAUUUUUUAAACGCUUUUUCUUUUUGCAACACUUGUUAAAAAUGUAAAGAAUUUAUUUUAUAUA
Molecule: messenger RNA, 1677 nt
Organism: Hydra vulgaris (swiftwater hydra)
Lineage: Eukaryota; Metazoa; Cnidaria; Hydrozoa; Anthoathecata; Hydridae
Product: aldehyde dehydrogenase, mitochondrial
Molecular function (GO): aldehyde dehydrogenase (NAD+) activity
Source: RefSeq, a predicted model, not a curated record